Messenger RNA from Castor canadensis (American beaver), 1500 nucleotides. RefSeq names its product cytochrome P450 3A11-like. Gene Ontology annotation, molecular function: oxidoreductase activity, acting on paired donors, with incorporation or reduction of molecular oxygen, reduced flavin or flavoprotein as one donor, and incorporation of one atom of oxygen; heme binding; iron ion binding. Gene Ontology annotation, biological process: oxidative demethylation; steroid metabolic process. Lineage: Eukaryota; Metazoa; Chordata; Mammalia; Rodentia; Castoridae. The record is from RefSeq and is a predicted model, not a curated record.
AUGGACCUGAUCCCGAAUUUCUCAGUGGAAACCUGGGUGCUCCUGGCUACCACCUGUGUAGUCCUCUAUCUAUAUGGGACCUAUUCACAAGGACUUUUUAAGAAGCUGGGAAUUCCUGGGCCAAAACCUGUGCCCUUUCUGGGAAAUCUUCUGUCCUACCGUAAUGGUGUUUGGAAAUUUGAUUUGGAAUGCCACAAAAAGUAUGGGGAAAUGUGGGGGUAUUAUGAAGGUCGACAGCCUAUGUUAGUUAUCACAGACCCAGAGAUGAUCAAAUCAGUGCUUGUGAAAGAAUGCUAUUCUGUCUUCACAAACAGGCCGGAUUCUGGUCCACUGGGAUUCAUGAGUAAAGCACUCACUUUCAGUAAGGAUGAAGUAUGGAAGAGAAUGCGAACAUUGCUGUCUCCAACCUUCACUGGUGGAAAACUCAAGGAGAUGUUCCCCAUCAUUGAACAGUAUGGAAACACCUUGGUGAAAAACCUGAGGCGAGAGGCAGAUAAAGGCGAGCCUGUCACCAUCAAAGACAUCUUCGGGGCCUACAGCAUGGACGUGGUCAUCGGUACUUCAUUUGGAGUGAAUGUUGAUUCUCUCAACAACCCACAAGACCCUUUUGUGGAAAAAGCCAAGAAGCUCUUUAGCUUUAGUUUUUUUGAUCCAUUGUCUUUCUCUGUGGUUUUAUUUCCAUUCCUUACCCAAAUAUAUGAGAUGUUAAAUAUCACCUUGUUUCCGGCUGAUUCUAUAGAUUUUUUCAAAAAAUUUGUAAAAAACAUGAAAGAAAAUCGCCUAGAUUCUGACCAGAAGCACAGAGUGGAUUUUCUUCAACUGAUGAUGAAUCCCCAGAAUUCCAAAGACAUGGAAUCCCAUAAAGCUCUGACUGAUCUAGAGAUCACAGCCCAAUCAAUCAACUUUAUUUUUGCUGGCUAUGAGGGAACUAGCACCAUUCUCUCCUUCGUUAUGCAUACAUUGGCCACUCACCCUGAUGUCCAGACGAAACUGCAGGAGGAGAUUGAUGCAGCUUUGCCCAAUAAGGCACCUGCCACCUAUGAUGCCCUGGUAGAGAUGGAGUACCUGGACAUGGUGGUGAGUGAGGUUCUCAGAUUAUAUGCAAUUGGCAACAGAAUUGAGAGGAUCUGUAAGAAAGAUGUUGAAAUCAAAGGAGUGCAUAUUCCUAAAGGGACAGGCGUCAUGAUCCCAGUCUUUGCGCUUCACCGAGACCCCAAAUACUGGCCAAAUCCUGAAGAGUUUCACCCUGAAAGGUUCAGCAAGAAGAACAAGGACAACAUUGAUCCGUACAUAUACAUGCCCUUUGGAAAUGGACCCAGGAACUGCAUUGGAAUGAGAUUCACUCUCGUGAACAUCAAACUUGGUGUCAUCAGAGUUCUGCAGAAUUUCACCUUACAAACUUGUAAAGAAACACAGGUCCCGCUGAAAUUAAGCAAGAACCUACUUAUUCAACCAGAAAUUCCCAUUGUGCUAAAGGUUGUGCCAAGAGAUGGACCAUAA